AUGGUCGAUGGUCUUUUGGAGGAUGGACCUUUAAUAAGGCCUGUUGAAUCGGUAUCAACGAACACCCUCGUUGGAUUAUGUAUUGCUGCAAUAGCAGCAAUAUGCGCCGCCGCGAUGACCUGGUGGUUAUAUCGUCGACGUCGAGAGCACACAAAAUUAACCAUGGACAAGUCAUUGGCAUUUCGACCACCUCAUCGCAAGCCAACAGCGGUUAAAAGUCCAGGAAGUACAAGUCAUUAUUUAAAAAAAAGUCCAAGUCCUACGGGGCCUGCUAAGAGUCCACCUGGUUCUGGAGGACAGACACCCAGUCCAACUGGCUCUCAGCCACUCCAGAAUUCUAAUAAUUUUUCUUCGCAGCUGAAAUCACUUACAGGAGGAAACGAUAACUUAGUUCAGAAGACAUCCAGUGAGGUUACACUUACUGUUGAAAAUGAAAAAGAUAAAGCUGAGUUUGAAUCUAGUGAAAAAGCAGAGCGUACACUGAUCAAUGGUGACACAAAUAAAAACGAACUAGGACAGUUAUUUUUUAAAGUACGCUACCAAGCUGAUCAAAACGCACUUGCAGUCACAGUUGUUAAAUGCACAGGAUUACCAGCCCGUGGACAUCAAACCAGUGAUCCUUACAUCAAGCUUCAACUUUUACCAGAUAAAGAGGAUAGAGUAAAAACAAGAGUUCUAAGAAAUACGCGUGAUCCUGUUUAUGAUGAGGACUUUACAUUUUUUGGCGUCUCACAAAGUCAACUCCAGAAAAUUAGUCUUCACUUUAUCGUACUGAGCUUUGAUCGAUAUUCUCGAGAUGCGAUGAUUGGUGAAGUUAUAUGUAGUUUAUCUUCGAUUUUUGGAUCAGAAAAUAUGGAAAAUCAACCGAUAUCACUAUGUCGAGAGAUAUGUCCACGCAGCCUGAAGAUUCAAUCACAAGGCAGAGGAGAAUUGUUAGUUUCCUUAUGCUGGCAACCAGCAACAAAUCGUCUGACUGUUGUUGUUUUGAAAGCAAGAAAUUUACCAAAAAUGGAUGUUACUGGUUUAGCUGAUCCAUACGUUAAAAUAUAUUUACUCUACAAUUCACAACGCAUAGCUAAGAAAAAAACUCAUACUAAAAAGCGAACAUUGCACCCAGUUUUUAAUGAAUCUUUUGUUUUCGAAAUACCUAAUGGUAUUGACGGACUUGGGAAUAUCAGCUUGGAAUUUUUACUAUUAGAUUGGGAUCGUGUUACGAAAAAUGAGGUGAUUGGACGAGUAGAACUUGGUGGACAAAAGUGUGAAGGAACAGCACUGAUUCACUGGAAUGAAGUUUGCAGUUCACCUAGACGACAAAUAGCAGAUUGGCAUAAACUUACAGAAUAA
Cotesia congregata is the source of this 1344-nucleotide messenger RNA. Lineage: Eukaryota; Metazoa; Arthropoda; Insecta; Hymenoptera; Braconidae. The record is from the annotation of a GenBank genome assembly.